GCGAGGCUGUUGGUUGGCGGAGGGUGGAUGAGGUUAGCGGGCGGUUGAGAACACAGGAAGAGGAUUCCUGUCCGUGUAGAGUGGAGGCGGCGGUGGUUGUGAGGAGUCUAUAGGGAUAUUCUCAGAGUGGUCACAUCAUGGCUUCCGUUACUAUGGCCACGUCAGAGUGGAUCGGCUUCUUCAAGGAGGCCGGCAUCCCCGCAGGACCUGCUGUCAACUAUGCAGUGACAUUUGUGGACAACAGGAUCAGCAAGAACAUGCUGCUGGAUUUGAACAAGGAGAUCAUGAAUGAGUUGGGCAUAACAGUGGUGGGAGAUGUGAUUGCCAUUCUAAAACAUGCAAAGGUAGUUCACAAACAGGAUAUGUGUAAAGCUAUGACUGAGCCUCCCAGCCAGAACAGCAUGCAGAGUGAACUACGGAGGACCGCUAAUAGCCCAGCCACAAGAAUGAUUGCAAACAGUCUAAGUCGAGACUCUCCUCCGUCCACCCCUGUACGCAGACCCGAAACAAGCACAUCCAAGAUCUCUGUUACAGUCUCCAAUAAAGUGGCUCUGAAGAACGCACAGUCAGAUGCGCCUUCACCUGCACCUGACGCCGCAGAGAUUGAAGUGAAGCGUCGCAGGGUGACGGCCGAGAUGGAAGGGAAAUAUAUUGUUAAUAUGCCAAAGGGGACCACAGCUCGGACAAAGAAGAUUCUGGAGGAACAGGCAACAAAAAGUUUCACCAGAACGUCAGUCUUUGACAGACUGGGAGCAGAGAGCAAAGCGGACACAACAACAACAGGGGCAAAGCCCACUGGAGUCUUUAGCCGCUUGGGUGAUGCACUCAAUGAAAAUCGUUCAGCAGAGAGCGACGAAGAUGACAGUGUUCUGCAGUAUGCUGGUGUGCUUAAGAGAAGGGGAACUACCAUUAUUCGAGAAAAGCUUAACCCUGGGGUUACUGUGAAGGCCAAAGCCACAAGCUCUGAGCAGAAGCCUGCCAUCAGCACCAUUAGGAGAUUAGCCACAAAGCCCCCUGCGAGUGCCCCUGCCAAGCUCACCACCCCAAAGAUAACCCUGGCUCAAAGGCUUGGCACUGUCCGAGCAAACCCAGACGAAGAAAGGAAAAGAAAAGUGCCCUCGGCUGCACUGGUGAAGCGUUUGGGAAAGGCGCCAUCUGAAGCUCAAGACAGCAAAGUCAGCAGUAGCAAGCCACCACCACCACCAAGUUUUAAAAUUACCUUCAAGCGGACUGUGGGGAAACCCCGAGUAACAAGUUCUAGUGAUAACCGCAGUGCUCAGAUGGACAAUACUGGCAGUAUAAGUGUAUUUAAGAGGUUAGGAAGAAAAUCGGUAUGAAAUGAAAACUGUUUUAACGUUUGCCCACCAGGUUAUGCAG
Nanorana parkeri is the source of this 1377-nucleotide messenger RNA. It is a transcript of the gene CUNH19orf47, whose product is annotated as chromosome unknown C19orf47 homolog. The transcript is spliced from 9 exons. The coding region runs from base 138 to 1337 and encodes 399 amino acids. Gene Ontology annotation, cellular component: nucleus. Lineage: Eukaryota; Metazoa; Chordata; Amphibia; Anura; Dicroglossidae. The record is from RefSeq and is a predicted model, not a curated record.